CCUCUCUCUCUCUCUCUCUCUCUCUCUCUCUCUGUGCCUGAGUUUAGAGAAGUCGCUGGAUCUAAGAUUGUUGUGGGUGAAAGUAAUUGCAGUGGCGAAUCUGUGUUGCUGUUUCCUGUCAGCAAUAGUAGCAGGGAUGCCUGGUGGUGUGCUCACAAGGGUUCCGAUGGAUAUGGGCUUCAGCAAAGGUGGCUAUGGCUGAAGAAAAUGCAGCUGGCAAGAUUGUGGGCUGCGAAUGGGAUCUCAGAGAUGGAAAUGAUGGCGGAUCUGAGUGUUGGUCUAGCAGAGCAGUGUCUGAGACAGGGUUUUGCCGGAUUUGCAGGUGACGGCUGGUGUGGCUGCGGUGGUGAUGUGGCAACGUGGUGGUGCUUGUGAUGAGAAUGAUGGAGAUGAAUGGUGUGGAUCAAAGGCCCCAAAUCGGGCCACGGGGGUGCUCGAGCUGCAGAGCAUGUUAAACAACAUUAUCUUACGCCACACAUGCAUGAAAGUGGUGGUAUGGAUACAGAGAAUAGCACUUUACCAAGCAUGAUUUUUCUCAAGCAAGGUAGGAGUAGCCGCCAUGUGGACCAGUCACUCCACCGUCUCUCAAGUUCAAGGUUGAAGCAGCAAGGUGCACCACCUUCUCCAACAUGUAUUUAUGGUCCAAUCCAUGAAUUUUCAGCUGAUGCAUACAACCACACAGACUCCGAAUUUCUCAAGUCAGAAAACAAUCAAAACAGAGAUGCUGGCUCAACGGCCUCCACUGCUGUUCUUAUAAAUCUCAAGCGUGCUCGAGAUCUUGUGAAAUCACACAUUCUACACUCAACUGUUCCUGGAUAUGCGGAUUGCAACAAGGAAGGAAACAUUUUAUCUUGCGAAAGAUUCUUAAAACCGUGGAUCCAUUUUGGUGUAUCCCUGGAGGAAAUGAUUGGUGGGGAGAGUUCCAGUCAUAUGGUCAAGGAUCUUCUAGAGUUAUAUGCAAAGGAGCAUCAUAUUCUUGUCAUGAAUAAACCCCAACAACUGAGAGAGAUGGAAAUCUUUGUUUCAUUCAACAUACAGUCUGUGUUCUAAUUACAGGUUGGUAUUUGUUAUAAAAGAUUUCACAAAUCAGACUGGCAAUCGAACUCAUGAGGUGGCUGGAUUAGUCAAUUGCCCUGAAAUGGCCUGAAGCAGAGGUCUGUUCACCAGACAUUCCAGAAAAAUCGCAAUUUGGUGAAUCUGUUGAAAUGGUGAAAAAUGUAUAGUGCAGUAGGAAAAUGCUGAAAAGUUGGAAAAAGUCGAUAUUUAAAAUGUAAACCAGUGCGGUGAGACUUGAUGGGACGUGGGAAAUUUUUGAUAUUUUUUUAGUUUAUUAUUAGAAGCCAAAAUAUGUGCAUUUGUGGGUGAAGCCAACACCAAAUAUCUGG
Magnolia sinica is the source of this 1385-nucleotide messenger RNA. RefSeq lists its product as uncharacterized. The transcript has 6 exons. The coding region runs from base 394 to 1050 and encodes 218 amino acids. Lineage: Eukaryota; Viridiplantae; Streptophyta; Magnoliopsida; Magnoliales; Magnoliaceae. The record is from RefSeq and is a predicted model, not a curated record.